Arabis nemorensis is the source of this 387-nucleotide messenger RNA. Lineage: Eukaryota; Viridiplantae; Streptophyta; Magnoliopsida; Brassicales; Brassicaceae. The record is from the annotation of a GenBank genome assembly.
AUGGCGACAAGAACAACAAGGAAAUCAACUAAACCCUUCGUUUCUAAGAGGAAUCGUCGAGAAUCUCCGAGAUUCCAAGCGAUUUCGCAAAGCCCUAAAGGUAUCAGACUGGAUGAUCGAACAAAAGAUGCUCGAUUUCGUCUGAUUGAGAAGGAAUUAGGUUUUGAAGAAGCUGAGAAGUUCUUCGUGAGCAUCCCUGAGAAUCUCAGAGACGAAUCUAUCUACAUCGAUGUACUUAGCAGAUACGCGAAAUCGGGGAAGAAGAUUAUGAGUAAAGCCGAGAAGAUGAGAGAGCGAGGUUUGCCCUCGAAACCUUCACCGUACACUUCGAUUUACGGUUCUAUGGUAAUCAGAGACAAAGUCGAUGAGAUUCUCCGAGAUCGAUAG